Molecule: messenger RNA, 492 nt
Organism: Venustampulla echinocandica
Lineage: Eukaryota; Fungi; Ascomycota; Leotiomycetes; Helotiales; Pleuroascaceae
Exons: 3
Coding region: 1-492 (163 amino acids)
Source: RefSeq, a predicted model, not a curated record
AUGAUCGCCCGAACCCUCGUUUUCCUCCAGGAGCAAAGCAGAAGAGCAGGCACAUACUUGAUAUAUGGCAGCUUGAAAGCCUCCAAUGUAUUCAUCACCCGAGAUGGCAUUGUUCAGCUAGCUAGCUUUGGCAACGCAGUCCUGCCUGCCAAGCGUAGUGUGGAUAAUAGUAACCGCGAUCGUCAGGAUCUCGGAGCUCUCGCGAGCCACAUGUUUUCUCGGGAUCUAGAUGGGCAGGUCGGUGGUGUGAUGCAACAAAAGAUGCUCGCCAUUACUCCGGAAGGGAAAAGCUUAGACGUCAAGUUCGAGCCGUCCCCGCAGUUUGUUGACUUUCUGGAGCUGUGCUUCCGCGCGACUGACGUGCCUAUGCUGGAAACGGUGCAGCGGCACCCAUUUCUACAGGGCGCCAAUCGUCGAUCACUCAUCCCACUGCUUAUUAACGCGGAGCGGACUGUCUCACGCCACUGCUUCUCUUUAGCGGCCGCGCCGUAA